GUUUUACGGGUUUCAAGUUAAAAGUUUUUAACAGCCACAAGUUCCACUUGCUUGUAUUUUUCCAUACAAGUAUGGAACAGUUAUUGAAGCAAUGGUUUACUAUGACACAAUCCCGGAUUGCACUAGGAGCUGUGAUUUUAUUUUUGAUAGUACACAUUGCUGACGUUUUUGGCUGUAACUCACCCAAGUUCUACAAUGCUAACAGUAGAAAACACAACAACUGGAAGGUGGUACCGAUUGACACCUGCGGAGUGAGAAAGGGUUCGGAGGAGAUCCUAACCCCUAGCGCAAAGGGUGCAGAGUGGAAACAAUAUCCGUGGAUGGCCCUUAUCAACAGCUUUAAUGAAGACGGUAGCAAAGUACGAUGCGGGGGCGCCAUAAUCAGUGACCGGUUCGUGCUAACAGCUGCCCACUGUGUCUCUCUAGGAGCAAAAAUCACAGUCACGCUCGGUGAGCAGAGCUUGCUCAACUCGCUGACUUGCGAUGAUGACGCAUGUUCGUGUUCUGAGCCCUCUGAUCAGCCCGUACACCGGACAUGUGGUGAGAAAGUUAUCAUCCAUCCGGACUACAAGUCAAGGGAGGAUGGACUCCAUCAACAGAACGACAUAGCAUUGAUCCGCUUGCAGAAACACGUUCAUAAAUAUAAUGACACAAGCGCCACUCGCUUAACUCCGAUAUGUCUUCCUGCGUUUGCCAAAGAUACACAGUUCCUGGAACACAAACUUUUGGAAAUUGCCGGAUUGGGAAGACCGCAUUUGACAGAUGAUAUUUCAAACUCUCCUCUACAAACAAUGAGGGUACCAAUGGUCGCCCAAAAAGAUUGUGAAAAUAUAUGGAGCAACGAGCUUGUCAAGGAGAGUCUCUGUCCAGGCGGAGAGACGAACUGCAUGUGGGCAGUGAGCAACAAGUUUAUCUGCACAAAUGGAAUUAAAGAAAUUGGCCUGUGCUCAGGAGAGACCGGCGUGCCUCUGAUGGCCCAAGUACCUCUUGAUAGAAGAGGGGAUGUUUCAAAACUGUUCAUUGUCGGGUUAGCGUCCCAAAUUUCGGGGAAACGCAAACGUUUUUCAUGUCCAGACGUGUUCACGAGGGUUUCCUCGUAUAUGACUUGGAUUUUGGAUACUAUUGGUGAAUAAAGCUGGAAAGGUAA
Homalodisca vitripennis (glassy-winged sharpshooter) is the source of this 1147-nucleotide messenger RNA. RefSeq names its product CLIP domain-containing serine protease 2-like. NCBI's taxonomy places the organism in Eukaryota, Metazoa, Arthropoda, Insecta, Hemiptera, Cicadellidae. Gene Ontology annotation, biological process: proteolysis. The record is from RefSeq and is a predicted model, not a curated record. Bases 72 to 1133 code for a protein of 353 amino acids. Gene Ontology annotation, molecular function: serine-type endopeptidase activity. The transcript has 6 exons.